This is a messenger RNA of Humulus lupulus (European hop), 2406 nucleotides long. RefSeq names its product probable E3 ubiquitin-protein ligase ZFP1. The transcript is spliced from 8 exons. Gene Ontology annotation, molecular function: ubiquitin protein ligase activity. Lineage: Eukaryota; Viridiplantae; Streptophyta; Magnoliopsida; Rosales; Cannabaceae. Gene Ontology annotation, cellular component: nucleus. The record is from RefSeq and is a predicted model, not a curated record. Bases 494 to 2128 code for a protein of 544 amino acids.
UAAAAAAGAAAGCUCUGAAUAAAAUUGAGGCAAAAACCCAACGAUAAUCUCAAUCCCUCUCUUCUUCCAAUUUCAUUCUCUCUCUCUCUCUCUCUCUCUCUUAAUAAUAAGCACAAAGCUUUCAUCUUUCUCUGUCAGAAUUCAGAUCCCUAUUCCCUCUUUUGAGCCUCAUCAAUUCCGUCUCUCACGGGCUUGUUUGAACUUUGAAACGGGUUUGGUGUUUGGACUUUGAAAUGGGUUUGGUUUCUGCUUUUUAAUUGCAUCCGUUGGUGAAUUUCGGAUUUCUGGGCUUUUGUUCAUGAUCAUAAGGGUCUCCGGUCCAUGUAGCUUGCAGACCUUGCUGUAGUCUGCCAUGGCGCUCUCAUGUUUUCUUUUAUUGAUAUUAUCAGGGGACAUAUCUUCUGGCAAGCUUGACAUUGAAAUUGAAUGCUUUAUAUGGUCCUCUUGUUGUUUUAAUAGGGUAUAUAUUCUGUCAUCAUAGGUUUCCAUCUGAAUGGGACAGAGGAAUAUGCCAUGCAUUAAUCAGAUGAUUGAAAUGGAUCAACAAGGACAAGGUUAUUUCUAUCCGCCCGCCAUCAAUUUAGGGCAUACAACAAACUUCCAGCAGCCAAAUGUUCGAACAAUGGAGACAGCUUCACGGAGCAGCACUAAUUUCGAAAUCCCAUUUGUUCCCGAACGUUACGACAAUACAGUGUUUUAUGGAAUGACACAAUACAAUGGUGUGCAUCACCACCACCACCAUAAUCUUGAUUUAAAUGUUGCUGCUCCUGGCAAUGUUUACUACGCAUUCAUGCCUCCAUCAAGUGGUGGGGUGUUACCGGUUCCUCUAAAUCACGGUGCCUCUGAUCAAAUGCCAUCUUCUAGUAAUUAUGGAGUAGGCGGUGGCAUUUCUGCAGAAGAGUAUGGAAGAACUAAUCACUUUAUUGAUGGUGCUAGAGGAGGUCCUUGCAAGAGAAAACUUCCUGAAGGUGUCCAUGGAAAUUACCAACAUUUUAAUGCCUCUGCAACCCCGAGUUCUUCAGUUCCUCCUUUGAACGCAAGACAUCCCGGCGGGGUUGCUGUAUCUGAUCCAUCCUCUUUUCCCUUGCCUCCUCAUUACAUGGGAAAUGGGAUUCCGUCAAUAAUGGAAGUAGGACCUCAGAAUGGUUCAAGGAACAGAUUGGUUGCAGCUGGGCUGGAUUGUGCUGUGAUGCAUGACCAUAACCAUAACCAUCUUGCUCAAGGAAACUAUGCGGGACAGCACUUUCAGCCAUCUGGCAUAUGGUUGGAACAACACAUAAGCAGCAAUUCCGGGGAUGGAAGUGCUCAAGCUUGGAAUCAGGCCCCUAAUUUAUCUUUAAUGCAUGGCAACAAUCUCAGCGUUGGUUCUAUGGAGACUGCUGCAAAUAUGGGUAUGCAGAGAUAUCAUGAAGCAGUUAACAGUAGAAGUUCCCAAAGUCUACGACAACCUCUAUCAGUAAACCACCAUCAGACUCACCAUGCAUUACCACCACCUAUGCUAGGACCUAGAAAUCAUAAUAACUCUGCUGCAGCUUCACACAGAUUUUCCUCAAAUUCCUCUCGCAGCAAUACAAGUUCAUCCCAGAAUGGUUUGGAGAUAGGUCACAGACAUGCCGGGUCUGUUCCACCGACUGGCAUUAGGAUAUACCGGCCGCAUCGAGGAAUCACUCCUGAUAAUAACACUUUGAGACAGCAACAUCUUGCUCAUUUGAGAAUUCUGCAUGCUGAUGAGGUUGCCAUACUGGAGCUUCCAGACUUAUAUGAAGUAGGAGAAUUUCCUGAUCACCACAGUGACAUGCGCUUGGAUAUUGAGGACAUGUCAUACGAGGAACUUCUUGCAUUAGGGGAGCGGAUUGGUAAUGUGAAUACCGGGCUAUCAGAGGACACCAUUACGAGUCAAUUAAAGACAAGGGCUUAUUUAUCAUCCAGAAUGAGAUUGAACUUGGAGGAAGCAGAAUGUCAUUACAAGGAAGAUGAUUGUUGCAUUAUUUGCCAGGAUGACUAUAAAAGUCUUGAGAAGAUUGGAAUACUCAAUUGUGGACAUGAGUACCAUGCGGAGUGUUUAAAGAAAUGGUUACUUAUAAAGAAUGUGUGCCCUGUGUGCAAGUCUGAAGCGUUGAGCACUUGAAGGGGUGUGAUAAUUAUGAUGAUGAUGAUGAUGAUGGUGAUGAUGAUGAUGAUGUGUAUAGGGUUGACUUAAUGGGUGAGCAAAAUUGAAAGACUUGUCCUUUUGUUCUCUUUAUAAUUAGUUUAUUUGUUAUAUAAACAGUGUUGAUACUUUUGUAAUGCAACACUUUGCAUAUACAUAUGAGUCUAUGACCAACAGUAACAUGUCCAGCUCAUUUAUCGGUUGGUUGCCAAACAUUUGUACCUGUAUUUAUCCAAGAUGUACAGAUUUUUUUUCUC